AUGAAUAAGAGUCCAUUUCAAGACUCGAGUUGAGUGAAGAUUCCUUCUUGGGUUCUUCUUCUUCUUCUUCUUCCUGCUCAUUUCCCUUUCUCUCUCCUCUCGCUCCAAACCCUAACCAUCACAAUCCCAAUUUAGCAACCAAAUUACUCUUCUCUCUGUGCUCGGUUUCAGCACCAUGGCACCAACCUUCUUCUCCUUCUUCUUCUGCUGCGUCGUUUCCAUAUACCUAACCCUCGUUCCCUUCGCCGUCGCGAAUUCCGAAGGCGACGCUCUCUACGCCUUCAAGCAGAGCCUCUCCGACCCCGAUAACGUGCUUCAGAGCUGGGAUGCCACGCUUGUCAGCCCCUGUACCUGGUUCCAUGUCACCUGCCAGGACAACAGUGUCACACGAGUGGAUCUUGGAAAUUUGAACCUGUCUGGACAUUUGGUACCUGACCUUGGGAAUCUGCACUCUCUACAGUAUCUUGAGCUGUAUGAAAACAACAUUCAAGGAACUAUUCCUGAAGAGCUUGGAAACCUGCAGAGCCUAAUUAGCUUGGACUUGUACCACAACAAUGUAUCAGGCAGCAUCCCAUCUUCGUUGGGGAACUUGAAGAAUCUUCGCUUUUUACGACUUAACAACAAUCAUCUAACCGGUCAGAUCCCCAAGUCACUCAGUACUCUUCCAAAUCUUAAAGUUUUGGAUGUCUCCAACAAUAACUUAUGCGGUCCAAUUCCUACCUCUGGGCCAUUUGAGCAUAUUCCAUUGGAUAACUUUGAGAAUAACCCUCGAUUGGAAGGUCCAGAGUUGCUGGGGCUUGUAAAUUAUGACACGAACUGCUCGUGAAUAACAUGUGAUGCCGUAGGAUCUCAAUCUGUGUUGAAUGAUAUAUAAAAUUGAAGUGUAUUACCUCAUAAUGUAAUGGGCGGUGGUAUAUGUAAUAUCUGGUAUAUGUAAAUUUACAUACUGAUGAGCAUUGGCUAUUGUGAUCUUCCAAUGGUGUUGCAGACAUGAGUAUGUAUCGAUAUAAUACUAAAAAAAAACUUGGUCACUGAUAAAAUAUUUGUGAUGCUUUGCUCUC
Molecule: messenger RNA, 1061 nt
Organism: Lotus japonicus
Lineage: Eukaryota; Viridiplantae; Streptophyta; Magnoliopsida; Fabales; Fabaceae
Product: leucine-rich repeat protein 1-like
Exons: 6
Coding region: 176-826 (216 amino acids)
Molecular function (GO): protein binding
Source: RefSeq, a predicted model, not a curated record